GUCCCUCCCGGAAUGAGGAGCCGUGGCACCGCCUCCAGUUGCAGCUGCAGCGGAUUGAGGCAUUGUGAUAUUGUUAACAGCAUCUUCACAAGCAUUAUUAAAACUGUGCGCAGAUUACAAUGAAUGCAGAGCGGUGUUACGUUUUCUGGAGAGGUGCGAAGGCUAGGAAUACACCAGUCAUCAUGAGCUAAAAGUAUAUAAAUAUAUUCUUUUGACGUGAUAAAACAGUAUUUCGGGAAAGUAAAAUGACCGACAAGGAAGGUGAAGCACUUUGUGCUGGUGGCGCUGAUCUCCUGGAAAGCAGUGCCAAUCAUGAUGGCCUGCACAUCAUGCAAGGCGAGCAUGAAAUGGAGAACCACCACCUGUACAUCCAUUGUGAACAUGAUUCCCUUGAUAUAAAUGAGGAAGACUAUACUCUGGCAGCCCAGGACUGUGAGCAAGAGGAGCACGAGGUGAAGGCAGGGGGCUUGCUUCAUAAACAUUCAGACUGUAUCCACCAGGAUUCCAGGGUAACGAAGGGACAACAGAGCAAGGCCCUGAGUGGACAGUCUCAGAUGCCCCUCAUCGCAGUGACCACCUUUAUUUGCGGGGACUGUGGAAAAAACUUUGUGAGGAAGUCAGACUUUGUCGUGCACCGCCGCAUUCACACAGGGGAGAGACCCUACGAGUGCUCGUUUUGUGGGAAGGGUUUCUAUCAGGCGUCCAUGGUGCGCAGACAUGAGCGAACUCACACAGGAGAGAAACCCUACCGCUGCUCAGAGUGUGACAAGUGCUUUGCACGCUCCACCUCCCUCUUGAUACACCAGAACACGCACACCAGGGAGGGUCCCUUCGAGUGUCCCUUCUGCCAGAAGACCUUCUCGGAUCCCUCCACCCUGCAGCAGCACCGCAAGGAGCACAUGGGCCUGAAGCCCUUCCUGUGUGGGAUCUGCGGGAAGUCGUUCAGCCAGUCCUCCAGCUACACCUUCCACAAGGCCACCCACACCAACGAGCGGCCCUUCAAGUGCUCACAGUGUGGGAAGGCCUUCAUCCGCUCCACGGCGCUGCUCAAGCACCGCCAGACCCACGUGCCCAAGUCCUUCAGCUGCGAGGAGUGUGGCAAGACGUUCCCUAAGCUGUCUGGCCUCAGGUCCCAUCAGAGAGUGCACAAGCAAGGCAGGAAAAUCAAGAAGGAGCUGCUGGCUUGCCAGGAGCCCUCAAAAUACAAACGUGUUGCAGCGGCCUCCUUUGGUCAUUGCUCAAAACAAAAUAAACGGGGCAUGUGCAGACAGAUAAGCAUCAUGGAUGAUCAACAGCUGGAUGAACAAUCAGGUGAAACACCUUGUAGCAGUCAUUCCUCCUCCAGCACCUCUAGGAAAAGGACAAUGACAGUUCCAAGGCGAAUUAAAAACAGGAAGAAAACUGAUUUAAAGCUACCUGAUGAUAACAUUUCAGCCUGCUCUUUAGGAAACAGUGCGGAUAAAAAGCAUGCAGCAGUGGACCCUCUCGGCAAUGGUGAGGCGGCGCCAAGGUCACUGUAUCACAACUUUACUUUCAUCAACUCUGAAGGUGUUGCAGGUAACUAUGAUGUUCCAUCUGAUGAAGACUCCAACAGAGUGUCCUCUGCUAAUUUUGACAGGGGGCGAGUCGAGAACAGUCUAAAUGGGGUGUCAAAUAAAACAGGGGAGGGAAAGGACCUGGACACCAUGGUUUAUAUGCAGUGUGAUUCUGAGGAUUCGUACAACCACAGCUUCACCAUUGUGCACAUGAAGGCCAAAGAGGAGCAGUCUGCUGAUGGAGAGGAGGAAAGCCUGUCUUCUGACUCGAUAGGAAGGAGCAGGGAUGAGAAUGGGGAUCAAGAGAAGAAGAUCAAACUAAGUUCGGAGGAGCUUAAACAACAGGAGCCUACAAAAGAGACUGUCACCGCUGAAGUAAUCCAGAAAAAGAAAGUGUCAGACAACACCGGCAAGGACACUGAGAACAGGCCCUACAAGUGCAUGCAGUGUGGCCGAGCGUUUAAAAAGUCCAGCAACCUGCUGAGCCACAUCGAAACUCACAGCGGGCUGAAGCCGUACUCGUGUGAGCUCUGUGGGAAGGCGUACUCACACCAGGGCACGCUGCAGCAGCACAAGAGGCUGCACACAGGGGAGCGGCCGUACAAGUGCCCGUACUGCGACAAGACGUACAUCUGGUCCUCGGACUUCCGCAAGCACGUCCGCACUCACACGGGGGAGAAGCCGUAUGUGUGCGCGGCCUGCGAGAAGGCGUUUGUGCGCUCCUCGGACCUGCGCAAGCACGAGCGCAACAUGCACAACAACAACAAGCCCUACCCCUGCCAGGAGUGUGGCAAGACCUUCAACAAGCCGCUGUCUCUGCUCCGGCACCAGCGCACCCACCUGGGGGAGAAGCCCUUCAGCUGCCCCGACUGUGGGAAGGAGUUUGCGGUGGCUAGCAGAAUGGUGGAGCACCAGAGGACCCACACUGGGGAGCGGCCCUUUAUCUGCCCCAUCUGCGGCAAGUCCUUCACCAAGUCUUCCAACCUCUUCGAGCACCAGACCCUCCACUCGGGGCAGCGCCCUUUCAAAUGCUCGGAGUGCGGGAUGUCCUUCGCCCAGUCGUCCCGGCUCAUCCGCCACCAGCGCAUCCACACCGGGGAGCGGCCCUUCGUCUGCCCCGAGUGCGGCCAGGCCUUUGCCCGCUCCUCCACCCUCAAGCGCCACCAGCAGAUCCACUCGGACGAGAAGGCCUUUCUCUGCACGCAGUGUGGCAAAGCCUUCCGCCACGCCUCCCAGCUGACCCAGCACACCCGCGUCCACACCGGAGAGAGACCAUACCAGUGCCCCCAGUGUGGGAAAGCCUUCACCCAGUCCACCCACCUCAUCCGCCACCAGAACAAACACAGCCUGGAGAAGGCAGAGCCGGUGUUGGAGGAGACUGACUCACUUUAUAACUCUUCUUGCAGCCCACGGCCGGCCUCUGGAAUCAUUUAGCCCCAAAUUAUAUAAUUUCUAUUUUAUAUCAUUGUAGCGUGUUGUGCACACACCAUAAAUGUUCAUCUGUAUAAUAGUUGUAAAUUUUACAUGCACUGGAAAACAUUGCAGUUCUAAGAGGUGCAUAUGGCCUGGUUUGAACAAAAAAUGCUACAAUGAGUAUAGGCAUCAUAAAUUCAAAAGACACUACAAAUAUCAACUGGUAGUUUUGAAAAGCAGUUUGGCAUUCGUUUGUGAUUUUAAUCCUGAUGAAUGAUGCUGAUCGCUACCCAGGGUACAGGGGUUACGGGUUUAAACUGAAACAAAAUAAAAAAAAUUUAAAAAGCAUUUACAGGUCAGCUGUAAAUAUCUGAAAAUGUAAGAAUCUGGUACACUAUAAAUGAUUUGCUGCUUUUACCUGGUGUGGCUCAAGAAUACAAACUAUAUUCUAAAGCGGCUGAUGGUAAAUCAUUUUGCAUGUGUUAAAUGUAGUUUGCCGAGUUGGAAGGUAUACUUUGCCUUAAUGUCUCUUCUUUAUAUAUAUUUGAUUGACCACAGUGGAAUUCAGAAGAAAUGUUCUCUUGCAUUUGUACCAUUGUACCCUGACAGUAUUCAUAGUAAUUCAUAGCAGUGCACUUUUAUCUGUUGGAAUAUCACAGUUUCACAGUCUCAGUAUUUUAAUGUCAGGUGCUUCCAUUCAUUCAUUGCUGUUGUGUCGCGUGGGCCAAAAAUAGGGCAGAAACUUCCAGAGGGUGUUUCUGUAAUUCUAGUUCACAGUAAAGGGAUUGAUGUGACAUGAAUGUUAAACAAAUGUUGAGUUUCUAAAAAGAGAUUGUUAAAAAAAAUAAAAUAAAAGCAAUUCAACUGCUAAUGUAAAACAAUAUAUGUUGUUGGAUAAAAACUUAGGCAGAGAUAACACUCGCCUUUAUUAAGAGCACAUUUUGAAAUCCUAAUUUAGGUGGCUUUUCUAAAUGAGAACACUGUAAUCAUGGAAUAUACUUUUUGCACUUACAUAUUUGCCAAUGAGAGUUUGGAGAAUGUCACUUAACUAGUGAAAAUGAGCAUUGUGUUAAUAAACUGCAUACUAUGUAAAA
This is a messenger RNA of Acipenser ruthenus (sterlet), 4042 nucleotides long. RefSeq names its product zinc finger protein 431-like. The record is from RefSeq and is a predicted model, not a curated record. Gene Ontology annotation, biological process: regulation of transcription by RNA polymerase II. Lineage: Eukaryota; Metazoa; Chordata; Actinopteri; Acipenseriformes; Acipenseridae. The coding region runs from base 246 to 2969 and encodes 907 amino acids. Gene Ontology annotation, molecular function: DNA-binding transcription factor activity; RNA polymerase II cis-regulatory region sequence-specific DNA binding. The transcript has 4 exons.